GCGUCCGCGGCCCGGCCGCAGCCCAGGCCGCCGAGGGAGAGCGGCGGGGCCGGCGCCAUGGCCGAGCGGGGCCGCCUGGGCCUGGCCGGCGCGCCCGCCGCGCUCAACACGCCGGUGCCCAUGAACCUGUUCGCCACCUGGGAGGUGGACGGCUCCAGCCCCAGCUGCGUGCCCAGGUUGUGCAGCCUGACCUUGAAGAAGCUGGUGGUCUUCAGGGAGCUGGAGAAGGAGCUUAUCUCAGUGGUGAUCGCUGUCAAGAUGCAGGGCUCCAAGCGGAUCCUGCGGUCCCAUGAGAUUGUGCUGCCCCCCAGCGGACAAGUGGAGACCGACCUGGCUCUGACCUUCUCGCUGCAGUACCCUCACUUCCUGAAGAGAGACGGCAACAAGCUGCAGAUCAUGCUGCAGCGGAGAAAGCGCUACAAACACCGGACGAUCCUGGGCUACAAGACGCUGGCGGCGGGUGCCAUCAACAUGGCCGAGGUGAUGCAGCACCCCUCCGAGGGGGGCCAGGUGCUGAGCCUCUGCAGCAGCAUCAAGGAGGCCUCAGUCAGGGUGGCCGAGAUCUGGAUCUUCUCCCUGUCCAGCCAACCCGCCGACCAUGAGGACAGUGCCAUGCAGACCGGCCCCGCGGCCAAGUCCACAGAUAACUACUCCGAGGAGGAGUACGAGAGCUUCUCCUCCGAGCAGGAGGCCAGCGACGAUGCUGUGCAGGGGCAGGAUUUGGACGAGGAUGACUUUGACGUGGGGAAGCCCCAGAAGCAGCGGCGAUCGAUAGUAAGAACGGCGUCCAUGACCAGGCAACAAAACUUUAAGCAGAAAGUUGUGGCACUGCUGCGGAGGUUCAAAGUGUCAGAUGAGGUUCUGGACUCUGAGCAGGACCCUGCAGAGCAUGUCCCCGAGGUGGAGGAGGACCUGGACCUUCUGUAUGACACACUGGACAUGGAGAACCCCAGCGACAGCGGCCCUGACAUGGAGGAUGACGACAGUGUCCUCAGCACCCCCAAGCCAAAGCUCAGGCCAUACUUCGAAGGCCUGUCGCACUCCAGCUCGCAGACGGAGGUCGGGAGCAUCCACAGUGCCCGGAGCCAGAAGGAGCCUCCGAGCCCCGCCGACAUGCCUGAGAAGACGCGGGCCGUGGGAGGCAAGCAGCCAAGCGACAGCGUCUCCGAGGCAGCGGCCCACAGCGUGCCCGCCCCUGGGGAGCAGCCGGCUCAGCCAGAGGACAGCCCAGAGGUGGAGGCCUCCGCCCUGGACGUGUUCACCGAGAAGCUGCCGCCCAGCGGGAGGAUCACCAAGACUGAGUCUCUGGUCAUCCCCUCCACCAGGUCCGAGGGGAAGCAGGCCGGCCGCCGGGGCCGGAGCACAUCCCUGAAGGAGAGGCAGCCGGCAAGGCCACAGAAUGAGCGAGCCAACAGCCUGGACAGUGAGCGCUGCCCAGACACGCGGAGCCAGCUGCAGAUCCCCAGGAAGACCGUGUAUGAUCAGUUAAACCACAUCCUCAUCUCUGACGACCAGCUCCCCGAAAACAUCAUUCUUGUCAACACCUCCGACUGGCAGGGGCAGUUCCUUUCUGACGUCCUGCAGCGGCACACGCUCCCCGUGGUGUGCACGUGCUCCGCGGCCGACGUCCAGGCGGCCUUCAGCACCAUUGUCUCACGGAUACAGAGAUACUGCAACUGCAAUUCCCAGCCCCCUACCCCUGUGAAGAUCGCGGUGGCUGGGGCUCAGCAUUACCUCAGUGCCGUGCUGCGGCUCUUCGUGGAGCAGCUGUCUCACAAGACCCCGGACUGGCUGGGCUACAUGCGCUUCCUCGUCAUCCCACUGGGUUCCCACCCUGUGGCCAGGUACCUUGGCUCCGUGGACCACCGCUACAACAACUUUUUCCAGGACCUCGCCUGGAGAGACCUGUUCAACAGGCUGGAGGCCCAGAGCACUGUGCAGGACACGCCGGACAUUGUGUCGAGGAUCACACAGUACAUCUCGGGGGCCAACUGCGCCCACCAGCUGCCCAUCGCGGAGGCCAUGCUGACCUACAAGCAGAAGAGGAAAAAGAACUUUCACUUUGACUUUGCCCUCAGCCCUGAUGAGGAGUCCUCUCAGAAGUUCAUCCCCUUCGUCGGGGUGGUGAAGGUUGGAAUAGUGGAACCGUCGUCAGCCACAUCAGGUGACUCAGAUGACGCAGCCCCCUCGGGCUCUGGUGCGCUCUCAUCCACCCCACCGUCCACAUCCCCUGCGGCCAAGGAAGCCUCCCCCACCCCGCCUUCCUCCCCGUCGGUGAGCGCAGGCCUGUCUUCCCCCAGCCAGGGCCUCGGUGCCGAGCUGAUGGGGCUGCAGGUGGACUACUGGACGGCGGCCCAGCCUGCAGACAGGAAGAGGGAUGCGGAGAAGAAGGACUUGCCUGCCGCCAAAAACACGCUCAAGUGCACCUUCCGGUCUCUCCAGGUCAGCAGGCUGCCCAGCAGUGGUGAGGCUGCAGCCACGCCCACCAUGUCCAUGACUGUGGUCACCAAGGAGAAGAACAAGAAGGUGAUGUUUCUGCCCAAGAAAACCAAGGACAAGGACGUGGAGUCCAAGAGCCAGUGCAUCGAGGGCAUCAGCCGUCUGAUCUGCACGGCCAAGCACCAGCAGAACAUGCUUCGGGUCCUCAUCGACGGCGUGGAGUGGAACGACGUCAAGUUCUUCCAGCUCGCGGCCCAGUGGUCCUCCCACGUCAAGCACUUCCCCAUCUGCACCUUCGGACACUCCAAGCCCACCUUCUAGCCCCGCCUGUCGGGGCCACCGCAGCCCUGCCUGCAGCCCUGUGGGCCGAGUGCCGGGGCCCAGCUGCUUUCUGUUAACAUUUCAGUUCACUACAGACGCAGACUCUUAAAACACAGAGAGAAAUGGUCUUAAGUAUGACUGUGCUCACAGCCUGGGAACUAAUGGGGAGCUUCCCCCUGGAGGCCCGUUGACUGCUCCGCUUCUUAACCAGAACGUGCUGGCUGGGUGGCCAGGUGGGCUGCGUGCAGCUGGAGGAUCCUGGAAGGUGUGCCCCCCCGGCGAGAAGGGUUCUCAUCUUCGUGUCCUGUCCUUCCUGAAAGCCAGGACUCUGCGUCCUCAGGGAGCCGGGGGCAGGCGGGUGGCUGCACAGACCAACAGGCUGCCUGUGUGCCCAGGCGCAGAGCUGGGGGGCCAGAGCCAGAGGCCAGCCUCCAGAGCACAGAGGCCGGCCGGCCCCACCUGGGGCCCCAGCCACCUACCAGCCCAGAGGUGCCCCAGCACCGCCCACGCGUGGUCCCUAUAAACUCCAGCCUCACAGGGCAGAAGAGGCUUUUAGUAGCAGAUAUUUUUAACGCUGUUAAAUACAUGUUAUAAUGUAGCUGCCAAACAGACAUUGCUCUUCUGAUGUCCCUGCGCCCCUCAGGGCUGGGGCAGAGCCAGCCCCCAACACCGGUCUCGCCCCACAGCGUGCUCCCACCACUGUUGGAGACACCACCACGCUCCUGCAAGCUGUCCCUGCCCUGAGUUCAGCAAGCACGGUGGCCUCCACAGGCACCCCAGCCUGCUCGGCCGCCUCCCCUGCUGCCAGCCCACCUUCUGGCUGUGGCGUGCGUGGGCCAAAUGACCCAGGGUUUUGUGUAACCCAAGCACCACUGUGGCCAGUGAAUGCCCAGGCAGGGCGGCCUGACCGCAGGGGCCAGGACCACUGGAGCUAUGGUUGCAGCCUGGAGGACCCCUCGGGCCAAGGGCCCGGCCACUCGGCCAAGCUCCUGAGUGAGGUUUAGGUUUGGGUCCCGCCCUGGGUGGCAGUCCUGCCCUCCGCCUUCCCGGGUAGCAGGAGGUGGGGUCCUCCCCAGUCCUGCUGCUCCCACAACCCCACAGCCCGGUCCCCACAGGAAGAGCCCUCCAGCUCUCGCAGCUGGGACCCUGGGACCCUGCCGGCCCACCCCGAGGGCUGUGCUCUUGGUUUCCUAAGGCCCUACUCGGGAAACAGUGCCAGACACGGGACAGGCUGCAGACCGCUCCCAUUCUUCCAGAGGACGGGCCUCUGGCAGUCCAUGGCACAGGGGUGCAAGAUGUCCCACUUUUCUUACCCGUGACCUUCCUGCUUCCCUCCUCCCCCAGGUAAAGGGACGGGUCCGAAUGUUCACGGUCACAGGCCCUAGGUGAGUUGGUGGACAGGACCAGGACAUGACCUUGGGUUUGGCCCCCACUUGGAUACCUGCAGGCAAAGUGCUGGGCAGAGGGCUGCUCCCAAGAGCCCUUUUCACUGAAAUUUGCCCCCUCUGACAGCACCUGGGACCUGGCUUGGAAGGAACUGAGGUAGGGUGCCGGCCACAGAGCAGGCCUGCCCGUGGCUUCUAUUUGAAGGGAGCCGUGGACCCCUGAGGGUCCUGCCCUCACCACUGAGACCUCAUCUGCUCACUUUUUCAGAGGUCACGUUCGACAGGAGCAGGUGCUGGUGAGGCACCGGACUCAGCCUUCCAGCUGCAGGGCAGGCUUCAGAGAAACACCCAGGGGCUCCCCUGCCCCUCCUGGCUGAGGGCCCCCCCUUUUCUGGGUCCUCUUCUGCCCACUUCUGUGGCUGUGUCCUCACAUUGUGCAGAGGACCCAGUGCCUCCACCCUGUGCCUGGGCCUGCAGAGCCCGCUGUGGUCUGUCCUCUGCCUGAGUGCUGUGGGGCCCACACACCACACCCUCCCUGGGCCACACCUUGCUCAGGGACUCGGGCUGCACGUACCCCUGUGCCUCAGUUUCCCCAUCAGCUAAACGGGAAUGGUCACAUUUCCUCUGCCUACCUCAUGGAGCUCUUGUGAGGAUACAUGUAGAAGCACUUUGUCCCUCAAAGGAAGAGGACACAGAAGCCAAAGCCAUCUGACUGCGCGGGUGUGGCUGUGAGCACAGCGGGAUGGGGGGCGUGAGCUGUGUGGGCCCCAGACAGCAGCGCACAGGACAGGAGCGGCCCCUCGGCAGCAGUUCUCAGCCCACUGGUUAACCAGAGGUAACUAGCACUCAAGCCACCAGUUACCAUCAGGCAAGGCCAGGCUCCCCCGCCAGCCGGGCUGCUGCAGUCCAGCAUGGUGCGGGCAGGCACUGCCCUUGCCUGGGCCUGGUAAGGGGCAGCCCCUUCCUUGCAGCCAGGCUCACUGCUUGCUCCCUCCCGUGACCCCCGGCUAGUGUCAUGAGUGUCAUGGCCGCACCUCGGAAAGAAAACCCCCUGGGCCCAGCCGGGGUCUGUGGGGCAGAAUGGCCAAGGCCGACCUUGCUGCACUGUCCUUGCUUCCCGACGGCCCUUCGUGGGUCUGGCCUUUUGCCCAGAACAGAUUCCUCCUUAGACCAGGCCGCCUUGCUCUGAGGGCCAGCGGCCUGUUCUCUGACCUCCUCCCCAGACCUGGCCUUCCCUCCGUGGGGAUGUCCCUGGGCGGUCUGCAAGAGCCCGAGGGCUGGGCUCGAUGGCAGGCCAAGGGCCGCCACGGUACCGGUCUGCAGACUCCAUCCAUCCCGUUAAUGGCGCAGUUUGGUUUCUAGGAUGUACGCGUUGCUUUUUGUUUUUGUUUUUUUUUUUAACAGAAUUAAUGUAAGCCUUUUUGGGGAGCAGAUUCUAAUCUGUCACGAAUGUGACCACGUGGACUAUUUCAAGGUGCUGAUGCAACACUAAUAAACCUGGGGAGCACCCCCAGGCCCUCCUCC
This is a messenger RNA of Manis javanica (Malayan pangolin), 5669 nucleotides long. It is a transcript of the gene PACS2, whose product is annotated as phosphofurin acidic cluster sorting protein 2. Gene Ontology annotation, molecular function: transmembrane transporter binding. Gene Ontology annotation, biological process: protein localization to plasma membrane. NCBI's taxonomy places the organism in Eukaryota, Metazoa, Chordata, Mammalia, Pholidota, Manidae. The record is from RefSeq and is a predicted model, not a curated record.